Lutra lutra (Eurasian river otter) is the source of this 2299-nucleotide messenger RNA. RefSeq names its product leucine rich repeat containing 14B (gene LRRC14B). The record is from RefSeq and is a predicted model, not a curated record. Gene Ontology annotation, cellular component: cytoplasm. NCBI's taxonomy places the organism in Eukaryota, Metazoa, Chordata, Mammalia, Carnivora, Mustelidae. The transcript has 2 exons. The coding region runs from base 103 to 1638 and encodes 511 amino acids.
CGACCUUCCGCCCUAAGGCAAACCGCUCACAGCAGCCGCAGCUAAAGAUGAACAGGAAGGGCUUACAACUUCGGGAGACUCACAAGGGGAGAGCUCGGCACAAUGAGAUCGCUGCGCUUCAUUUCUGCCAAGGCCCUGGUGUCUCAUCCCCAGGUGGCCCAGCAGAGCCUGGACGGUGUGGCCCACAACCUCUACCCUCUCCUCUUCAAAGCCGGCUACUUGCUGGAGCAGGCGGCGCUGAUCCGCGUCCUGCUGGAGCACUGGCCCCUGGAGGAGUUCCGGCUGAGUGCGCUGCUCGGGCCGGGCUCCGAAGCCUCGGAGGACCUGCGGGACCGCACCUGCAGGGCCUGCCUGGAGGCCUGUGUGCAGGGCCUCGCAGACCACGUGCUCCGGGCCGGGGGUCCGCGGCGGCUGCGCGUGGCUGACCUCACAGGCGUCCGAGACGUACAGGUGCAGCGGUGCCCGUGUGGGAGGGCGCUGGGCAGGUGGGGCCGCACCGAGCUGCUGGCCAGGACAUGCUGCCGGCUGCAGGGGGAGGCCCCCGCGGCCCAGCGCCCCGUCCGGGUCCUCGCCGACCUCUUCGUCACCGAUGGAAACUUCGAGGUGGUGGUACGGGCCCUGGGGCCAGCGGGCCCUGCCCCACUGCGUGUGCACUGCCUGUCCUUCCGGGCGGACAGCCUGCACCCCAGCCAGCUCUCACAGGUGCUGCGUCUGGCCGGGCCAGGGGAGCUGCGCCGGCUGGAGGUGGUGCACAACAUACGGCUGCACGCCGGCCACGUGCAGGAGAUGCUGGCCGAGGUGCGCUUCCCCCAGCUGGCCGCGCUCACCCUGCCCGCCAGGGCCUUCGACGCGCCCCCCACCGGCACCCGCAGCCCCGAUGGCGAGGACCCCCUCCUCUCCUCCAUCGCCUGGGAGCUCAGCCGGAUGAGCCAGCUCACGGAGCUGAGCGUGGCCUUCUCCACGCUGACCGGGAAGAUCCCGAAACUGCUCGGGCCCCUACGGACGCUGCUGAGGACCCUGGACCUGGCCAACUGCUCCCUGAACCACACAGACAUGGCCUUCUUGGCAGACUGUCCCCACGCCACAUGCCUGGAGGUGCUGGACCUCAGCGGCCACAACCUGUUCAGCCUGUUCCCUUCCACCUUCUCCAGGCUGCUGAGCCGGGCGGCCCGGACACUGAGGGUGCUCACCGUGGAGGAGUGCGGCAUCGAAGACCGGCACGUGGGCAUGCUGAUCCUGGCCCUGAGCCCUUGCCACGAGCUCCGUGAGCUCCGCUUCCUGGGGAACCCGCUGUCAGCCCGGGCCCUGAGGCGCCUCUUCGUGGCUCUCUGUGAGCUGGGCAGGCUCCGGACUGUCGAGUUCCCGGUGCCCAAAGACUGCUACCCUGAGGGCACGGCCUACCCCCAGGACGAGCUGGCCAUGUCCAAGUUUGACCAGCAGAAGUAUGAUGUGAUCGCCGAGGAGCUCCGUGCGGUGCUGCUUCGCGCUGGCCGUGGUGACGUCCAGGUCUGCACGCCCCUCUUCGGAAGUUUCGACCCAGACAUCCAAGAGACAAGCAACGAACUUGGAGCUUUCUUGCUGCAAGCUUUCAAAGCUGCUCUAGAAAACUUCUCCAGAGCCCUGGAGCAAAUGCAGUAGGCCCUCGAGCAGACGGGGGGUGGUGUGUGGUUCGGCCGGACGGGAGCCUGGACGUCCUGAGUCAGCAGGCUUGAGCAUCCAUGCCCCUGGCCCCCUGCAGCAGACAUGUCUCUUAGGGACACUCGCACGGGGCAUGAGUUAGGUGCUGCGUGGCUCCAGAAGAGUGGACGAGGCCACGCUGGCAACGGACCGGGUGUCGGUUCUGGACUGCACAGGAGGGAAGGGGAGGCCAGACGUCCGGCCAGGGCCGAAAGAACGUGAGAACUGUCACAGAACUCAUCACUCCCUGUGCCGCGUCUGGGUUCUCUGCCGUGCUGACUUGGGCUUAUGUACUCACAGACUCCUGCCCGGCAUGGAAUAUGGGAUUCGUUGUUAAGUGCUUGAGCCCGAGGACACAGAAGGCUUCCCGGAGGGCCUCUGUCCCUGCAAGAAAGCCCCACCGGUGAUGACACAUCCCUACCCCUGUUUCCUGCCUCCCUUUGGACCCUGACCCCAGAGGACCCUCUGCUCAAGCCUAAGGGAACUCCUCUGUGCGGCUGAAUCCAGGAGUGUAAGUUUCACUGACAACAUUUGGACUUGGUUUCUACCUGGAUCUGAUUCCUGUGAAGGGCCCAGUGUUAGGAUCAUUAGAUACCAAUAAAACAGAAGUGUGCCUUCUUCA